Molecule: messenger RNA, 1939 nt
Organism: Peromyscus eremicus (cactus mouse)
Lineage: Eukaryota; Metazoa; Chordata; Mammalia; Rodentia; Cricetidae
Gene: Pgbd5
Product: piggyBac transposable element derived 5
Exons: 7
Coding region: 1-1572 (523 amino acids)
Biological process (GO): non-replicative DNA transposition
Cellular component (GO): nucleus
Molecular function (GO): transposase activity
Source: RefSeq, a predicted model, not a curated record
AUGGCCGAGGGCGGCGGGGGCGCGCGGAGGAGGGCUCCGGCGCUGCUGGAGGCAGCCCGCGCGCGGUACGAGAGCCUGCACAUCUCAGACGACGUGUUCGGCGAGUCGGGCCCGGACAGCGGCGGGAACCCCUUCUACAGCACCUCCGCAGCCUCGCACUCCUCCUCGGCCGCCUCCUCGGACGAUGAGCGCGAGCGCCCCGCUCCUCCGGGGACCGCCCCGCCACCCCAAGCAGCAGAUCCAUUGGAGCUGGAGGAGGAUGAGGCCGGUGGAGGCUGGAGCGCCGCGCUGCGGGAUCGCCCGCCCCCGCGCUUCGAGGACACCGGUGGUCCAAUCAGAAAGAUGCCUCCCAGCGCUAGUGCAGUGGACUUCUUUCAGCUUUUUGUUCCGGACAACGUGCUCAAGAACAUGGUAGUACAGACCAACAUGUAUGCCAGGAAGUUCCAGGAACGCUUUGGAAGUGAUGGUGCCUGGGUGGAGGUGACAUUGGCCGAGAUGAAGGCCUUCCUGGGCUAUGUGAUAUCUACCAGCGUCUCGCACUGUGAGUCGGUACUUAGCAUUUGGAGUGGAGGCUUCUAUAGCAACCGGAGCCUCGCCCUCGUCAUGAGCCAGGCCCGCUUCGAGAAGAUCCUCAAGUACUUCCAUGUGGUGGCCUUCCGUUCCAGCCAGACCACGCAUGGGCUCUACAAGGUCCAGCCCUUCCUGGACUCACUGCAGAGCAGCUUCGAUGCUGCCUUCAGGCCGUCUCAGACCCAGGUGCUACAUGAACCCCUGAUUGAUGAGGAUCCCGUGUUCAUUGCCACGUGCACAGAGCGUGAGCUGCGCAAGAGGAAAAAGCGGAAAUUCAGCCUGUGGGUCCGCCAGUGCUCGUCGACUGGCUUCAUCAUCCAGAUCUAUGUCCACCUGAAGGAAGGCGGUGGCCCAGAUGGCCUGGACGCUCUGAAGAACAAGCCACAGCUCCACAGCAUGGUGGCCCGGAGCCUGUGCCGGAAUGCGGCUGGGAAGAAUUAUAUCAUCUUCACGGGGCCCAGCAUCACCAGCCUCACCCUGUUUGAAGAAUUUGAGAAGCAAGGGAUCUACUGCUGUGGCCUGCUGAGCUCUAGGAAAAGCGACUGCACCGGCCUCCCUCCAUCCAUGUUGACCAACCCUGCCACCCCACUGGCCCGGGGCCAGCACCAGAUCAGGACCAAGGGGAACAUGUCUCUGAUCUGCUGGUACAACAAGGGGCACUUCCGCUUCCUGACCAAUGCCUACUCCCCUGUGCAGCAAGGUGUCAUCAUCAAGAGGAGGAGUGGGGAGAUCCCCUGCCCGCUGGCUGUGGAGGCCUUCGCUGCUCACCUCAGCUACAUCUGCAGAUACGACGACAAGUAUAGCAAGUAUUUCAUCUCUCACAAGCCAAACAAGACGUGGCAGCAGGUGUUCUGGUUUGCCGUCAGCAUUGCCGUCAACAACGCCUACAUCCUGUACAAAAUGUCAGAUGCCUACCACGUGAAGAGGUACAGCCGGGCACAGUUUGGAGAGAGACUUGUCAGGGAGUUACUGGGCCUGGAGGAUGCAUCACCAGCCCACUGAGACUGUGCUGGCCCAGGGGUGGCAGGGACAAGGAAGGAGCCUGUCACCUGCCUAUUGGAGGGCCCAUGUGUGGCCCGAGGGUCUGCUUUCAGCACCUCCCCCAAGAGGGGGGGACUCCCCAGAGCCUAAUACAGGUGACUGGAGGGGCUGUGACCUUGGAAGGUACCAGCAAUAGGGACCAGUGGACCAUGCUCUGCUUCCCAGAGCCUGAGAGCUUAUGACGGGCUCAAGCUCAGACCGGGCAAGCUUGCAAAAUGGACCACUCAGUGCCACCACUCAGCACCUAGGGACGUGUGUGUUCAGCUUAGAUGGCUCCCUUGAAAGAAGAAACGCAACGUGGUGCCAUUAAAACUCAGAGUCGACGAGA